Messenger RNA from Schizosaccharomyces octosporus yFS286, 1232 nucleotides. RefSeq names its product GTPase Ypt7. Gene Ontology annotation, molecular function: GTPase activity; GTP binding. The record is from RefSeq and is a predicted model, not a curated record. Bases 131 to 748 code for a protein of 205 amino acids. The transcript is spliced from 3 exons. Lineage: Eukaryota; Fungi; Ascomycota; Schizosaccharomycetes; Schizosaccharomycetales; Schizosaccharomycetaceae. Gene Ontology annotation, biological process: regulation of vacuole fusion, non-autophagic. Gene Ontology annotation, cellular component: vacuole; fungal-type vacuole membrane; late endosome.
UUUUGUAGCCAACAAGGAGCACAACCAGAUAUAUAUUUCUUCACUUGACAUAAAAGCUGGUUGGAUUAGAAAACCGUUACUGCUGCUAGUAAAGAAAGUAAAGAGAACUCUAUUGUCAUAAAAUAUUAAAAUGACUGGCAGGAAGAAACAUUUGCUGAAGGUGAUUAUCCUUGGUGAAAGCGGCGUAGGAAAGACAUCGAUUAUGAAUCAGUAUGUCAACAAGAAAUUUAGCAAAGACUAUAAAGCAACCAUUGGUGCUGAUUUCCUUACCAAAGAAGUCCUCGUGGACGACAAGGUGGUCACUUUGCAACUGUGGGACACUGCUGGACAAGAGCGUUUCCAAAGUUUAGGUGUCGCCUUUUACCGUGGCGCUGACUGCUGUGUACUAGUCUAUGAUGUGAACAAUAGCAAAUCCUUCGAAACGUUGGACAGUUGGCGCGACGAGUUUCUUAUCCAGGCUUCGCCAAGCAAUCCUGAAACGUUCCCUUUCAUUCUAAUUGGUAACAAAGUGGAUGUAGAAGAAAAGAAAAGAAUGGUUUCGAAAUCAAAGGCCCAAGCUUAUUGCCAAGACAGAGGAGAAAUUCCUUACUUUGAAACUAGCGCUAAGGAGGCUGUUAACGUUCAAGAAGCUUUCCAAACCGUUGCUCGUCUGGCUUUGGAGAACUCUGAUGCUGAAGACGCUGCUGGUGAUUUUGCUGAUCCUAUUUACUUAGAUAUGGAAAGUCAAAAGGCUACUUGCUCUUGUUGAUUUAAGUUUUAAUUUUUCAUAUAUUCUGCACGUCUGUUGAUUAUACCUCAAUUAUCAUUCAACCAAAACACAACCCAAGUUAGGCUAUUUUUUUUUCUAUGCUAGAAAUCGGUUGUUUUUUUCUCCCUCUUCAUUAAUGAAAAUUUCUUCACAAAGUAUACGCCGUAAAGUUCGGAGUAACGUUUGCUCGUGGAUAUCCUUUUCGCUUCCUUCUGUUAGUUUUCACGUUGUUCAUUAAUGACCUAAGACUUUAUACACUCACAAUCCCUUUGUCUUUUACCUCUCCAAUUGCCUUACUAUUAAAAGGUCUACAUCGAGCACUAUUACACACACAUGUGUCCUUUGUUUAGUUUACUCUAGUACUUCUCACGUUCGCCAAUCUGACUUGAAGUUGAUAUAUGCCUUUACUAGCUUUCCAUAAUAAUAAUUAUUCGUAUACUCAUUUUCAUCAUAUUCGAAUAAGUGCUAAACAAGUCUCUUGCGC